This is a messenger RNA of Puntigrus tetrazona (Sumatra barb), 1649 nucleotides long. RefSeq names its product ras homolog family member F (gene rhof). Gene Ontology annotation, biological process: cell migration; small GTPase-mediated signal transduction. Lineage: Eukaryota; Metazoa; Chordata; Actinopteri; Cypriniformes; Cyprinidae. The record is from RefSeq and is a predicted model, not a curated record. The transcript is spliced from 5 exons. The coding region runs from base 291 to 920 and encodes 209 amino acids. Gene Ontology annotation, molecular function: GTP binding; GTPase activity.
CCGCCUAGUGAUGGAGCAGACCGUGUGCGGGCAGCCACAGGAAAGAGUCACACGCGUCUAACAGCCUCCGUUACAGUCGCACGCUCUGCUCUGCUGGGGUUCCCGAAAACAGUCACAUGGUUUGAAAAGAAAAAAAAAAAAAGGCAAGAGGAGGAGGAAGCCGAGACCGGAUAGCAGCAUGCUCACCUGGCAGAGCGUUAGUCUGCUCACCAAUGAAUUGACCUGACGCUUCUGUGCACUUGGGCACCUGUUGGAGGAACCGACCCGGCCGGUGCGGCCCGCGAGAGGACAUGACACAGAACGGCUCUGUGGCCGGCAAUGGCACUCAAACCGAUUCUCUCAAAAUUGUGAUCGUCGGGGACGGGGGUUGUGGGAAAACGUCUCUGCUUAUGGUGUACGCCAAAGGAGAUUUCCCAGAGAAAUAUGCUCCGUCUGUGUUCGACAAAUAUGUCACCACUGUAUCCUAUGGAGGGAAAGACAUUCAGCUGAAUCUGUACGAUACGGCAGGCCAGGAGGACUACGAUCGCUUGAGGCCUCUGUCGUAUCAAGAAGUAAACCUUGUUCUCAUCUGCUACGAUGUGACCAAUCCGACGUCGUUCGACAAUGUCACGAUAAAGUGGUACCCAGAGGUUAGGCAUUUUUGCCGUGACGUGCCCAUUAUCUUAAUAGGGUGCAAGACAGACCUACGAAAAGACAAAGAGAAGAUGAGGAAGCUUAAAGCUUUAGAUCUGGCGCCCAUCACCUACCUCCAGGGUGAACAAAUACAGAAGCAAAUGAACGCUGAUAUAUACCUGGAGUGUUCGGCAAAAUAUAGAGAAAACGUAGAGGACAUUUUCAGAGAGGCAACCAAGCGAGCGCUAGCGGCCCGGGCUAAAGCAAGACAUCUCCGCAAGAAGAAGAAACGCUGCACCAUUCUGUGACCACUGCCAGAAGAACACGCUUUUUCAAGUUUUGUAUAUAUGAAAUAGGAUAUUCUGUAAACACUUGGGAAACAUCUGCAAAGCUUCUCAAAGUUGUUUAAGCUUUCUCGAAGGAAUAUUUUUCAGGACAUGUGGUGUGCGUUUUCUCACAAUCUGCCCACCAAGCAAGGCUUAACUGUCUGACAGAGGUCACCGGAGUGAGCGUGAUAAGCCUGUAAUGGUCCAAGCCACAUCCUUCUGCUGGUGUUACUGAUAUGACUUGAUGGAAUUUGGUCCCCCAUGAUUGUGGAUCCAAUAGAAGAUGGAAAAAUUGCUGCUGAUGUCUCAGUGAUGACUGUUACGAUCUGUGUUUGUAAUAGUAACGCACAACUAACUGAAGUACCUGCCGCUGUGUUACACUGGGUGUGACAUUUUUUUGUUGUGCAAUGCAUGUCAUCGACUUACACAAUAGUUGCAGUUUUUAAACUCUGAGUUACAGUAUUUUGCGAGCCUAUAAAGCUUUCUGAACAAAAAAAGGUGGCCUAUGGUGUACAAAAAAAUCCUGGAGAUUUGUGGAAAUAUGAGUUUAUGUGUAGACCACCACCAUUCGGAACCAUUCAAUGACUUUCUUUCAGUAAGGGGACGAUUUGCUGCGUUUCUUAACUUCCCCAGAUCUCACAGUGAUGCCAGAAAGUGUUGAUUAAUUUGAAAACCAUUACUGCACAAAUAAACCCGUCAUAUUUUAAGAUA